GAGUGUAACGGAAAGAGAGAGAGAGAGAGAGAGAGAGAGAGAUCCAAGGACAGACGGCACUGAGGGGAGGGGAGAACACACAAUCUCUCAGUCACACCUACCCCACAGCCUCCUCACACGCUGCCUCUGUCAGAGACAGAUCUUGACAUUGUGAGGAAGAUGAGCGUCUACAUCAGGGGAGCAUCCAGGAAAGGACAAUAGCUCCUGAAGCUGCUGAGACAGAUACAUGCCAAGGACUACAAACACAGGAGAGAAAGACACAGAGAGAGAGAGAGAGAGAGAGAGAGAGUACAACAACAAGCCCAGAGGGAAGGACAGCAGCAUUUCAGAGAGGGCAAAACAGCUUGGAGGAGGCAACACUUGCAGGUUGUGUUGCCUUAAAAAGGAUCUAAACAGCAAUCCUUAUUAAAGCUGCCUUUUGGGGGGUUUCUCACGGAUAUCCACUGCUGCUGCUGCUGCUGCUGUUGUUGUUGUGAGGUUAUAGUCUCCGUGCUUCUGUGCACAGCACCAACCUGCUCUAUAGUCAGAGACCAUGAGCGAGGCGAAGAAAGGUGAGCUAGCCAUCCGGGAUAAAGCCAUCCUACACCAGCAGAGGCGUCUGAAGCAGGCCACUCAGUUCACACACAAGGACUCAGCUGACCUCCUGCCCCUGGAUGGACUCAAGAGACUGGGCACGUCCAAAGACUUGCAACCUCACAGCAUCGUCCAGCGCCGCCUGCUGGAGGGAAACAUCACACGGCUGCGAGGGGAGGCCCGCGACCCCAGCGGCAGGGUUCGAUCCCCGCUGGCCGACACCAAGGACGGACCCGCGGACGCCGAGGAGAAGAGCGAGAGCACGGCCGACGACUCCACGGAGGAGAGGGAGUCUCUGGAAGAAAGCGAGAGGAGCUUACGGUCGGACGAGGAGGACGACAGCAGCGAAGCCGGAGCCAGACAGACGACCGAGAAAACCGAGGGCACGGAGAGCUCGACCCUCCUCACAGCUCUGGUCGUUCAAUGCAAGUGCUGCGAGACUGAAGUCAAGGCAUCCAUCAACACUGGCAGCCAACACAACCACAUCUCCACCUCCUGCUGCCAGAGGCUCGGACUGGUGCCCAGUCAGGACAGUUCACCAUGUGGCGUGAGCGGCUCAGUGACGGGUCUGCAGCUGCAGCUGGGCAGACAGACGGUCCAGUGUUCGGCCUAUGUCAAAGAGGAUGAGGCGUUCGAGCUGUGCCUGGGUCUUCACACUCUGCUGGAACUUAAAUGCUGCCUGGACCUGAGCAGUCAGGUGCUCAAACUUCCGGGCUGCGGCGAGGAGCUGCCCUUCCUGAACCCUUCGACCGACAGCCAGUGCCAACACGACACUAACGAGAACCUGUGAGCCCCGACUUGGCGGCGGCGGCGACCACUUUCGGUGAAUCUCAACUGGUUGCAGAAACGUGGCGCGAUGCCGUUUGUGUCUGGACUGUCCGAUCACAGUGUCUCAACACUGCCAGAACAUGGAUGAGCAUUCGCCACCGUCGUUCUUGAGUUUACAUCAUCGUGUUUGUAGGAUUAAGACAUUCACUAUGAUUAUCUCUAUUAAAUUAGUCUAGUUCACAGAGUGGAUGAAAGCCAGUGAUCUCUGUGAGUCUGAUCAUUCUUUAUGAUUAUACUGUAUAUUCAAUUCCUCCGUUGAGCUGCUUGGGUACACUGAUGCUCUCUAAAAAGGGAAAAACCAUUAUAA
Larimichthys crocea (large yellow croaker) is the source of this 1708-nucleotide messenger RNA. RefSeq names its product nuclear receptor interacting protein 2 (gene nrip2). Lineage: Eukaryota; Metazoa; Chordata; Actinopteri; Sciaenidae. The record is from RefSeq and is a predicted model, not a curated record. Gene Ontology annotation, biological process: proteolysis. The transcript has 6 exons. The coding region runs from base 533 to 1363 and encodes 276 amino acids. Gene Ontology annotation, molecular function: aspartic-type endopeptidase activity.